AGUGCCAUCUGUUAGUUGGAGUUACAACUUGAGCGAGGUGAGUUCGUGAGACACAGCGGCAGCAGGUGACCUGUCCGCUCUCCUGCCACCUGCUGCUACUACUCAGUGCUGCUGUAACCGUCCUCUGAGGUGGAGGUGUUGCAACCUGGAGGGGGUGUCAUUCAUGAUGAUGGAAUGGAUCGCAUCGCAGCCUCUGCCAGAUUACGAUCGGUUAUCAGAGUGCUCCACCAGCCUGAACCAGUCUCUGGGUGCUGUUCUCGAUGUUCAUCAAACCUCAUGGGAGUCCAGUGCAAUAAAGAAUGGUCUUGAAGCUGAAGUGUUUUGCCAUUGUUCUGGUGCUCCCAGCAUACAUGCACACUCGACAGACGUAAUAAAGUCAACAGGGAGCGAAAAGGAAGAUGUAAAUGAUAAUUUAUAUAAAGUUUUCCAUGAAGGUUGUAGUAAACAUGGUUUGUCGUGUACGGCUGAUACCAGCCAAAGUGAAGAGGAUAUAAUUGGUCCUUUAAGUAGUUCUUACGUGGAUCAGGAUGACUUUAAUGAUAGCCCAAAUAAAUCCUUGUCACUCAUCAGCACACUUGAGAGGUUAGAGGACUAUGUACUGACCCCCUUCCGGAAUAUGCAUGACAAAGUGAAGAAAAAGCUACAAAAGCUUGCAUCGCCUAUCAAAUAUGAAAAUGUAGAGGGUAACGGAUUUAACCCAAAAUAUCCGCAGGACAAUGGAGAAAAUGAAAUUGGUUGUACAAAAGAGAGUGCGCUCUGUAACGAUGCGGUUGAAGGUGUAUGUAAGCUUAAUAGAUCAUCUCCUCAUUUGGAUAGGACUAGGAGCUUCCCUGAGGAUACUUGGCUAAGUUGUCAAGGAGAAUCCAGUGAAGAAUGGAUAUUAGCGAUGGAAAAAUCUUUGAGCUUCAGUAGUGAUGGGGAUGAGCAAAUAGUGACACCCAGGACUCCUUGGAACUCGCCAGUACUGAAGUCUGAUGUAAAAGACCAGAACAGAUGUAAAGAGGAAAAAACGCCACAGACGCCAUUAUCAUCAGUAUCCAGUAAGCUGAUUAAAUCUCCUCUGCUAAAUAAAUUUGAGGCGAGUUGUGAAGGUUACCUGUGUCGGAUACAUGCCCCUCCAUGGCUAAUGUGGCAGCCUAAGAUACAGGCUUUCAUCUGCAACUUUGAAAAUAAAGAAGAGUUACAAUCACAAGUUAACCUAAUGCUGGAUGAACCAAACCCUGAGGAAGACUGGUAUGUGGUUCGCCCCCACCAUUCUUCAACACCAGAGGUAGGCGAGGAGCGUGUGUUAGAGGUUCCCAGAGGCAUGCUGUGGGUGCGGACAUCAUCAUCGGGCUUCCUCGUCACCAAGGCUCGAUUCAACCAGCUCACCACCUUCCGUCCUUUGCCUAGUACCUGGAGAGUUGUAACUAGCAAAGCUAAAAUUACAAGAUUGGCUAAUUCAUUUGGCAAGUACAUCCCUUUAUAGUAAAUUUUUAUACUCUCAGCACUAAGGAAAAAGUAAUACAUCAAUAUGAAAAUUACUAAUUUUUUUUUUACCUGGUAUUGUAUACAGCUUAAUUUUUUGUAUAUUUUGUUUAAUUUAUUGACAGACUGUUUAGGUAAAUUGGAAUGUUUGCACGAGAGCAUACUAUUUUGGUAUUUUUUUUAGGGACUGCUUCAGUAUCGGUUUCUUAAAAUGUGUAAUUGGAAACUUUCAAUUGAAAUGGGAAGUUUUAGCAAAUUCUGCAAGUGGAUAUUAUUAGUUUAGUUUAUGAAUUACUUACUC
Messenger RNA from Cherax quadricarinatus, 1768 nucleotides. RefSeq lists its product as uncharacterized. Lineage: Eukaryota; Metazoa; Arthropoda; Malacostraca; Decapoda; Parastacidae. The record is from RefSeq and is a predicted model, not a curated record.